Messenger RNA from Vanrija pseudolonga, 3551 nucleotides. Its product is annotated as Pseudouridine-metabolizing bifunctional protein. The transcript is spliced from 8 exons. Bases 198 to 3551 code for a protein of 1117 amino acids. Gene Ontology annotation, molecular function: protein binding; pseudouridylate synthase activity; kinase activity. The record is from RefSeq and is a predicted model, not a curated record. Lineage: Eukaryota; Fungi; Basidiomycota; Tremellomycetes; Trichosporonales; Trichosporonaceae.
CCACUCUCGUUCCACUUUUGUCUCCACUCGAUACAACCAACUUCUCACACUCACAUACAUACGCCGCAACGCAACGCACGGGCAUCUCAUUGAUCAACAAAGAACAUUCCAAGUCGAUAACCCAACCCAACACACACACACUCUCUACACUCCCUUAGCCUCUCGCUCACCUCCCACUCCCCUUCCCGUUGCCCAAAAUGGUCGCUUUCUUCGCCUUGGCGGCUCUCCUUCCCGCCCUCGUCGCCGCCGUCCCCUGCGUGCAGUUUGACGCCCAGUUCAACCUCUACGCGUUUGGAGGAGAGCAAGACGUCAACCUGGGUCCAAGCUCGAGCUGGUCAUCUCCUUCUCCCAAGCCCCUGUCGACCGUCGGCCGUCCCCCCUUCAGCGGUGCCAACUUGCAGUGUCUCCUUUCACAGAGCAACAACGCGGUCUACGUCAUUGGUGCUGAUGCCGCCGACGCUACUUCUGUUUACAUCUACGACAUUGCCGGCGACAAGUGGAGCAAGCAGACGACCUCGGGUGGCCCCACCUCGACGGGCAACUCGCGCUCGGCGGCCGUGCUCGACCACGACACCAACGUGCUCUUCACCAUCCCCAGCGCGUCGGAGGGUGCCUACUCGCUCGACCUUGGUCUCAUCACCAACACGGCUGCUGGUACCGCUGCCUGGAGCAACGUCGGCACCCCUCCCUUCCCGCUCACUGACUACAAGGUGACGGCCGCCCUUGCCUCCAACCACAUCCUCUACUUUGGUGUUCCCAGCACCCCUGCCGGCUCGGCCAAUGUCUUUGUCAUCCACUACAGCUACUUCCAGCCCCAGGCUCAGGCAUACCCCGCUGUCGGCGGCAGCAACUUCCCCGACUCGGCCGGUCAGGCGACUUCGUUCCUCGUUCAGAACAACACGGUGCCCUACCAGGUUCUUUACGUCCCCAACGACUUCUCCAACUCGUACGUUGUCACCCACUACACCGACCCUGGAAGCUACAACAUCACCACUGGCUCGCCCAUGCCCACGUCCCUCAUCAACUCGACCCAGAUCCUCCCUCCCCCAACGUCUAAGGACACGAACGCUGCCUAUGCCGCCUCGGACUCGUCGGUCGUCCAGAUUGACACCCAGGGCAACAUCUACUACAUUGCCAACGCCGUCUCCAACUGGCAGGUCGCCUCGGGCGCGUCGUGGUCCAAGCUGAGCUACUCGCUCAAGCCGGCCACUGGCACUGCUGCCCCCACGGCUUCGCAGACUUCGGCGGGCUCGGCCUCCGGCUCUGGCGCCGCCGGCGCCUCGAAGACUGGCGCGAAGGGUGAGGCUUCGAGCUCUGGCGCUGCUGCUACCUCGUCGUCGACCGCCAAGCCUUCGGCUGCUGCCCCUGCUCUUGCUCGCAAGGACAUCCUCGGCUUCGCGCUCGGCUGUGCUGCCGUUGCCGCGGCCAUUAACGGGCGACUGGUAGUGACCGACGAGGUCGAGCACGCGCUCGAGACCGGCGCGCCGGUGGUCGCGCUGGAGACGGCGAUCGUGACGCAUGGCAUGCCGUACCCGGCCAACCUGACGACGGCGCUCUCGCUCGAGCGGAUCAUCCGCUCGCACGGCGCGGUACCAGCGACCAUCGCGCUGCGCGACGGACGCGUCCACAUCGGCCUGUCGCAGCUCGAGCUGGACAGCCUCGCGAACCCCGACCCUUCACGGCAGGCAGUCAAGGUGUCCCGGCGUGACCUGGCACCGGCGCUCGCGCUGCGCCGCGACGGGGGCACGACGGUGGCGGGCACGAUGGUGAUUGCGUCCUCUGUCGGGAUCCAGUCGUUCGUCACGGGCGGCAUAGGCGGCGUGCACCGCGGCGCCGAGAGCAGCAUGGACAUCUCGGCCGACCUCCUCGAGCUCGGCCGCACGCCCAUGAUGGUCGUGUGCGCCGGCGCCAAGUCGAUCCUCGACAUUCCGCGCACGCUCGAGGUGCUCGAGACGCAGGGCGUGUGCGUCGCGACGUUUGGCGAGACGGCGGAUUUCCCGGCCUUUUACACGCCCAGCUCGGGGGUUCAGUCGCCAUGGAGGGUCGGCAGCGUGUCGGAUGCCGCUGCGACGGUUUACACUGGCCUCACGCUCCCAUCCCCCACUGCCACGCUCCUCGCUGUGCCCAUCCCCGCCGAGUACGGCCCACGCGGGGACAAGGUCCAGGCGGCCGUCGAGCAGGCGGUCCGCGAGAGCGUCGAGCAGGGCAUCGAUAAGCGCGGCAAGGAGGUCACGCCGUGGCUGCUCAAACGCGUCGGCGAGCUGACGCAGGGCAGCGCGCUCGAGCUGAACGUCAAGCUUAUCGAGAAUAACGCACACAUCGGGACACAGGUCGCGGUCGAAGUGGCACAGCUGGCGCGGGCGGCAGCGGGUGCUCCUGCCCCUCAGCCAGCGCAGCCUGCGCUCCCUUCCGCAGUGGCUGAGCCAGCAGCACCCACCGCCUCCCACCUCCCACCCCCCUCCGUCCUCGUCGUCGGAUCAGCCGCCAUCGACCUCACCUCGAGCGUCUCCGGCCCGCUGGUACCCGGGACCACGACGCCAGGCACCGUGUUCGUGUCGCCCGGGGGCGUGGGGCGCAACAUCGCCGAGGCGGCGCAGGCGCUUCUCCCCGCCGGCGAGGUCAUGCUUCUCUCUGCCGUCGGUACCAACGCCAGUGGCACCGACACGGACGCCUUUGGUGACCUGCUCAAGCUCGAGCUGGGUAAGGGCGGCCUGCGGGCCGACGGCCUCGUCCCCCUCCCUGGCGCCACGUCCGUGUGUAACCUCCUGCUCGAGAAGGACGGGGACCUGGUCGGUGGCGUGGCCGACAUGGACAUUGUCGAGGGGCUCACCGUCGAGAGCGUCACGCGCCGCCUGCGCGACACGGCGCCCAAGCUCGUCGUGUUCGACUGCAAUCUCCGCCCCGAGGUGAUCGAGGCGAUCGUGGCGACGUCCGCCGAGCUCGGUAUCCCGACCCUGUGCGACCCGACGUCGACGCCAAAGCUCAACCGCCUCCUGCCCGCCCUGCGCGCCCACCCGCGCGCGCUGACCCACCUCUCGCCGAACCAGCUCGAGCUCGACCACCUCUACGCCGCCAUCAGCGAGAGCGACGACAACGGCUGGGAGUUUGUCAACUCGAUCGGGCUGGGCCCCGACUGGCGUGCCGGACUCGAGGCGUUCAGCAACCGCAAGCACCGCGACUGGAUCAGGAACCACGGCGUCGCCACCAAGAUGGUCGCGUGCUUGCCCUUCGUCGGCGGCUUCUGGGUCAAGGCGGGCGCCGCUGGCCUCGUGCAUCUCCGUUUCGAGGCCUCGCGCCCGCGCGAGGGCUGGCCAGAGAGCCUGGCGCACAAGGUCCCCUCUGGCCCGCUCGAGGGCCAGUGGCUCGUGCUCAGCCACUACCCUGCCCCUGUUAUCACGCCUGAGGAAAUCGUCAGCACCACUGGUGCGGGGGACACGCUCGUCGGCGGCCUCGUUGCGGGCCUUGUGGGCGGAGGGCCAGAGAUCGACUUUGUGUCCUCGGCGCUCGAGCGCGUGGGUCGCAGCCUCCGCUCCCGCCGCGCUGUUGCCUAG